UAGACACCCCACACCGACGCACGCUCGGUCGCUCCCACAUUUUCGCUUGAUUGGAGCUGUUAUCCGACUAUUUAUGGAUAAAGUACAUUCUGUCACAAUGUCGUGGAUGACAGGGAAGCUGUACUACCUAGUGUGGAAGUGAAACGAAGUGAUGGGACCAAUCACCUUCAGGUGUUUUUUACCAAGGAGUAAUGAGGACUCUGCAUCGCGCAUCCUAAGAUGGCGAGACCGGUCGGCCCCGGACUAGCCAGGAUAAUGGCGCUCUCGUGAAACAGGCCGUGCGGCAAGAUGUGGAUAUUGUGGGUCUGGUGCCUGGCAGCCCUUCUGUGGGCUGUCACGGGCAACGUAGGUCCGGACUACCACACUCCUGACGACUGCCAGGUCACCUCUCUCCCGGGCACCGACCUCGUCGCCCUCCUGUGUCGACUGCGGACUAACAACAGUGAGCUAGACGCCACGAAUUUCAGCCUGGUGCCGACACGAAACACAGUGAAGUUUAGAAUCGAGUGCAGUGACGUGAUAUUCUUCCAAAGUGCUCUCCAAAAUAAAAGUUUCGUGAGAUUACGCGAGUUGCAGGAACUCGAUAUCGAAUAUUGCAAGAUUGGUGAGGUCCCGCGGGAGGCGUUCCUCGGCCUGACCAAUUUAAGGAAUCUGACACUUCGAACGUACAAUGCCGACUGGUCUGUCGUGACCCUUAAGAUCGCCAAUGACGCAUUUAAGGACCAGAAAAAGCUGGAGUACUUGGAUCUGGGGAGUAAUAACAUUUGGACGCUCCCGCCAUCGCUGCUGUGUGAUCUGGAAAAUCUAAGGCUUCUCAACCUGUCAAGGAAUAAGCUUCAGGACGUCACAGUUCUCAGUUUCAGUCAGGCAGAGCAUAUCUGUGCCCCGGGACUGCGCUCGUUAGAUAUUUCGUUUAACCACCUCGUAAGUGUUCCCGCAUUUGCAUUUGCAGCGCUCAAAGGCUUGCAGGUUUUAAAUGUGAGUCUCAACGGAAUUAGUAAACUGGAAGAUAAAGCACUUUUCGGUAUGUAUUCAUUAGAAGUGUUAGAUUUAUCGGGAAAUCUCCUCACUACAUUACCGCCGGAGUUGUUUCAGGAAAAUAAAAGACUGACAAAAUUGUACAUACGAAAUAAUUCUGUGAGUGUGCUCGCGCCUGGACUGUUCACAGGACUGAGUUUGUUAUUAGAAUUGGAGUUGUCAGAUAACCAGCUAACUAAUACGUGGGUGAAUUCCGAGACGUUCACGGAUCUGCUCAGACUCGCUAGUUUAGACAUGUCAAACAACAAAAUAACGCGAUUAGACGCGGCGACGUUUCGCGAUCUAACAAACUUGCAAGUUUUGAAAUUGCAACAAAAUAUGAUCGAGACGAUUUCUGACAACACUUUCAGUGGACUCUUCCGACUCCACACGCUCGUGCUGUCGGACAACCGCGUCAAAGUGAUCAGUGACAAGACUUUCGGCGGCCUUAUUGGGCUGCAGGUGUUAAAACUCGACGGAAACGAAGUGUUUAGCAUCGACAGCGAGGCCCUUGUCAACUCCACGGGGCUUCAGGAGCUCCAACUGAGCCACAACCACCUGCAGGAUGUUCCGAAAGUGGUGAAGAGCCUCGCCUCCCUCAGGAUCCUCGACCUGAGCGGCAACCAUGUAAGUGUCAUAAGCAACAAGUCCUUCCCGGACCUUCCUCACCUUAGUGUUCUAAGACUUGCUGCAAACGACAUAGAAAACGUCACGAAAAGUGUGUUUACAAACCUCCCGUCUCUGCAAGUGCUUGAUCUGUCAAGCAACAGGAUUUUCACUGUAGAGAACGGAGCUUUUGAUAACAACAGACAUAUUGAAGCUAUCAGAUUAGAUGACAAUAUUUUGACAAAUGUUAAAGGACUUUUUUCAAACCUGCCAAACCUUCAGUGGCUUAAUUUGUCUAAAAAUCAUCUUGAAAUGUUUGAUUAUGCAUUUAUACCAAGAGGUUUACAAUAUUUAGAUCUACGGUCAAAUAACAUUAAUGAACUUGGUAAUCAUUAUGAAAUUGAAGGUGAGCCGCAUUUAAAAAUCAUUGACGCUAGUUUUAACAGGUUAUCCGACAUCAGUGCAAGUUCAUUUCCCGAUAGUGUUGAAAUAAUUUUCCUGAACAACAAUCUUAUAGAAAGCGUGCAGCCUUUCGCUUUCUUCAGUAAUAAUAAUCUUACAAAAGUGGAUCUAUAUGCAAAUAAGAUCAGAAAUCUCGAUCAGACAGCGCUCAGGCUUUCCCAAAUGGAUCCCUCUCGUGACCUGCCCGAGUUCUACCUGGGCGGGAACCCUUUCGAGUGCGACUGCACGAUGGAGUGGCUGCAGACGAUCAACAGCUAUGACCAGCCACACCAGCGCCUGACGGUGAUCGACCUCGACUCCAUCGAGUGUCGCCUGAUGAACAACAAGGGCAAAAUCCCUCUGCUGGAUGCCAAGAAGCUGCAGUUCCUUUGUGAGUACGACUCACACUGUUUCACCCGCUGUAAAUGCUGCGACUUCGACGCCUGCGACUGCGAGAUGACGUGCCCUACCAACUGCACCUGCUUCCACGACAACUCCUGGGCGGCCAACAUCGUCGAUUGCUCCCGCGCGGGCUACGGAUCCGUGCCGGAGAGGAUUCCGAUGGACUCCUCCGAAGUGUACCUGGACGGCAACGCUCUCGCAUCCCUCUCCAGCCAUACUUUCAUCGGGCGAAAGAACAUGAGAGUUCUUUAUCUGAAUGACAGCGGCGUCGAAGUCAUACACAACAGGACCUUCAACGGACUGAAGUUAUUAGAAACACUCUUCCUUCAUAGGAAUUCAAUCAAGGAACUUAAGGGUUAUGAGUUUGAACAUCUUACCCUUUUACGUGAAUUGUAUUUACAUGAUAAUGAAUUGUUUUUCAUACAAAAUACAACAUUCCUGACUCUCGCCUCGCUUAGGGUACUGAGGCUAGACAAUAACCGCCUGAAAACAUUUCCUGUGAACAUGUUCACUAAAAACCAUAAUCUCCAUUCCCUUCACCUCAGCGAGAACCCUUGGACCUGCGAUUGUGAGAACCUGAGGGACAUUCAGGCAUGGCUCCAGGGCGUUGGCAGGAAACUCAGGGACGCGGAUAAAAUCUACUGCGCUCUCAACGGGUCGAGCGAAGUCGUGGCUCAGGUCUCGACCUACAAUCACUCCUCAUGUACCAACGAGACCGAGACUACCACGAUUCGGCACGAAGCUUACUUGGACUACGUGUUCCUGCCCACCAUCACGCUCGGGGCCUUCGCCGUGCUCCUCACCAUCACCCUCAUCGUCUUCUGCAAUCGCAACCGCAUGAGGGUGUGGGUGUACGCCAAGUACGGCGUCAGACUCUUCUACCGGAGCGAGUACGAGGGCGACACCGACAAGGCUUUUGACGCGUUUGUGAGUUACAGCUCGAAGGACGAGGUGUUCGUGACGCAGAUUCUCGCCCCCGAGCUGGAGCGCGGGAGCCCCGCGUACAAACUAUGUCUGCAUUAUAGAGACUUCCCUGUCGGUGCCUAUAUAACGGACACCAUCCUCAGCGCAGUGGAAACGAGCAAGCGCACGAUACUAAUUUUAUCCGAAAAUUUUAUAAAAUCAGAGUGGUGUCGCUUCGAGUUCCGAUCGGCUCACCACGAGGUCCUCAAAGACAGACGUCGCCGCUUAAUCGUCAUAUUAUUAGGGGACGUUCCGCAGCGGGAUCUGGACCCUGACAUCCGCCUCUACCUAAAAACAAACACGUAUUUGAAGUGGGGCGACACGCAUUUCUGGGAGAAGCUCAAGUUCGCCAUGCCGGACGCGCAGCCGCCCACCAGGAACCACCAGCUGCAUGCCAUUGCCGCCCAGCAGCAGCCGGGUCCUCGCCCUGUUCCUCUGCACACCUGAAGUGGCCCUAACUGACGCCGGAGCAUCUUCAAAACACAACACAUGCAAAUAGAUGCCAGCCUAUUGCAGUGUGUGCCGCUCGUCUGCUGAACCAGAUUGCGCGGUGCGGGUUGUUAGGAGAAUGUCCCGAGUCAACGAUCGGAAGGGAAAAUGACCACAUACCUAUUUAUCCUAAGGCAUUAAACAAUUCAGAUAAAACGUUAGCCUUGGAUUCGUCUUCCCUUACAACGGAAAUUAUUUGAAAAUCGUUUCGAAGAGGGGAAGAAUCCCUUCCUUUCUAGUUGACGCCUGAAAAUGGAUCAUUGCUUCCGCCAUGCAGCUGCGACGGUCAUGAGACGUCCAGGUAGCGACCGACGGCCGUGUUCCCGUGGGUCGCAGGUACAAGAGAGGCCGGGCCGCGGCGUCUGUGUUUGUGUAUGAGCGGCUUCUCUCUUGUCUGGCGCUGUCUGUGCUCGUGGCUGGCGCUCUCAUCCCGCCACUGUGUUCAUCUUAUUAGUGUUAUGUGGUGAUUUUCAUUGUUAUAUCGUGCUUGUUGAUCUUGAAAUAAUUAUUUGUUGAUUGUAUAUUUGUUGAAUAUGUUAAGAGAUGAAAACAGUAAGUAGAUCACGUGAAAUUACGAACAAUAUUUCGCUGGAACAACACAAACAUGAUCAAGUGAGAUUAUCCGUUGUGAUAGUGACGAAAAAUCCUCGCAAUAACGACAAGAAAGUGGCAUUAAAAAGUGUGAUUCGUGGUGAAGGUGCCCCGUGAGUUUUCGAGUGACAGUGAAGACGAAAAUGAAGACGAAUAGUGAAAGGAUAAUGAAGAAGAGGCAGACGUCGGCGCGUCGGCCGGGAGCUGCGCCGAGCCUCGCUUCCGAGCCAAGACGGAGCCGCCCUUCCCACACGGAGCCACACCGGAGGCAUUUGCUUUUGUACAUUACGUGGGCUUAUAUUUUCCCAUUUUCUAUUUGUAAAUACUACAUAUGCAUUUCAUACUCUUUUUUAAACUGCCCUGGGUUAUGAGCUUAGGAAUUCGUUUCUGUUAUUGCUUUGUCUAGUCAAUCAAAAUGUUAUUUUAUUGAAGCGGUAUGUGAUAAAUGAAACAUAUUAUGUCUGAUGCCAAAUUGAUUUAGAGAUAGUUGAACUAUCUGGAGAAUACAGUAAGCCACACAUGGUUUCCCAUCGUGUUUAACACUUCAAAAUUAUUUCGUUGGAAAAUAUAUAUAUCACAUUUGUAAUUAUUUUUCUUUGGCAUGUUUACUUAUUAUGUUAUUUGUGUUAUUACGUUAAUUGGCUUCCGUUUUAAACCCCCCUAAAAGGUUAAUGCUGAGAUAUGUUAAUAAUCUGUGAUGAUCGACUGUAGAUAUAUUUAUGAGUGUGUAUGUAUUUAUCUCAAGGUCGGCCUUAAAGCAAGGUAUGUUUGUUCAGUCAGACUGUAAGGCCUUCGGCUGUGUUUUUAGUGCUUUAUUUGUUGAUGUUUGAUGCCUCACUCUGUAUACUACUAUUUUCUCGAUGUGUUAGGAAAGAUUGUGUUUAUAUUGUGUUUAUAUCAUCGCCAUGGUGUCACCUCUCCUCAGUUCUCCGUCCUUAGGUGCAAACAAUGUAUUUCAUCGGAAUGUGUAUGGCAUGUGUAUAUAUAUGCAUACA
Messenger RNA from Penaeus indicus, 5504 nucleotides. Its product is annotated as toll-like receptor Tollo. Gene Ontology annotation, cellular component: extracellular matrix. The coding region runs from base 289 to 3876 and encodes 1195 amino acids. Gene Ontology annotation, molecular function: protein binding. Gene Ontology annotation, biological process: signal transduction. NCBI's taxonomy places the organism in Eukaryota, Metazoa, Arthropoda, Malacostraca, Decapoda, Penaeidae. The transcript has a single exon. The record is from RefSeq and is a predicted model, not a curated record.